AUGAAUCAAAUCAAUGGAAUGAGUAAAAAUAAACGAGAAUACUUUGGUUUGACGGACAUAGAGGGCAGGAUUUUGGAGCUCCACUCGCCGGACGGGGUUCACGAGUGCUGGCUGAGGGCAGCCGACACCACCGAGGCAAACGUCUGGUUCAAUGCCCUUCAUUCGGCCUUAGCUUCGCUAACGCUUAAAGCUCUGAGGCUCGCUUCGGUGCUUCCGGAUCCUCCGCAUCUUCAACACAUCGGCUGGCUGGCCAGACGUCACUGUGCUCAGGUGAGAAAUCCGUCUGUCAAUUACUUUAUUACUCGAAACUUUAUUAUAACUUUCAAACUUUUAAAAAAUUGA
Molecule: messenger RNA, 342 nt
Organism: Cotesia congregata
Lineage: Eukaryota; Metazoa; Arthropoda; Insecta; Hymenoptera; Braconidae
Source: the annotation of a GenBank genome assembly